Messenger RNA from Penicillium pulvis, 1971 nucleotides. Its product is annotated as Zn(II)2Cys6 transcription factor. Gene Ontology annotation, molecular function: zinc ion binding; DNA-binding transcription factor activity, RNA polymerase II-specific; DNA binding. NCBI's taxonomy places the organism in Eukaryota, Fungi, Ascomycota, Eurotiomycetes, Eurotiales, Aspergillaceae. The transcript is spliced from 9 exons. Bases 1 to 1971 code for a protein of 656 amino acids. Gene Ontology annotation, biological process: DNA-templated transcription; regulation of DNA-templated transcription. The record is from RefSeq and is a predicted model, not a curated record.
AUGGAUAUGUCAUUGCACAAGGCUUGCGAUACGUGCCGGGCCCGAAAGGUUCGAUGCAAGAUGAGUGGCGCCGAUGCUUGCGAAUUCUGUCUCUCACGCAACAGUCCGUGUAGCUUUAGCUACAUCAAACAGCCCAGAAAGCGCAAGCUGAGCCAGCCAGGGGAAAUACCGGUGAGGACUAGGCCUGUCCUAGAUGAAAAUGACGUCGUUGAUGCCCGGCCACUCGAUCGCAACAAUGCGCUGUCUACAUUGUACAUCGAUUCCUUGCUUGCCGAUAGGCAGGCCUCGCGCAUUCGAAGAGGUGUCAAUCAUCCUGAUCAAUUGAUGGCUUUAUUUGGCCCGAACCCAAACAUAUCUUUUUUUCCGGAGAAGAGAGUGCGUUUGAUCAGUGAAAGGCUCGGCCAUGAUCGACUCGCGCAUCUCCUUGAAGAGAUUCGAAAGCUUGUAGCAUCUAAGAUGAAGCUUGCUACUUAUAUUCCCAGAUCUAAGGCGUUUCAAGGGCGUUUUUCCGAACCGAACCUGCAUGAUCUACCUCACGAGUCACUCAAGGCACAUAUCUAUGCCACAGACAGAGCCUGGGCCGCGCUUUACUAUGCUGUGGUGGCAAUUGGCUGCCAAUACAAUGAUGGUGGCAGUUUUGAAGCCGGUAUAGGUGAGGCGUGGACAUACUUUGAACGCUCGCUAUCGCACUUUCAGGACAUUCUCCUCUGUCGUGGGUCGCUCACAGCGGUGCAGUCUAUCUUUUCAUCGACCGCGUCGGCCUUCCAAUUCGAACCGCUUAUGCUAUCAGAGGCUUCAAUAAUGGCACAGGGAUUAGGAUAUAACAAGUCUAAUGGCCUCGGCGAAGAGUCGCACCGGCGCACCUUUUGGGUACUGUAUUUCAUGGAGAAAGUCUCCUGCUUCAUAACAGGAAAAGUUUCGGUACUACAAGACUCAAAUAUCAGCUGUGCCAUCCCGGACGUGAAAGUGUCAACCUUCCACGACUAUGAUUGGUUUUUCAGUUUUCUCCAAUAUGGCCGCCUGGUGUCAAAAAUCCAUAAUGAUCUUUUCACAAUAAGCUCGACCAAUCAAUCAGUUGCAGACUACAAUACAAAGGUGCAGGUUCUUCUCCAGGAGCUGGAAGCUUGGCGUUUGUCAAGUCCCAUGAGGUUUCGUGCUGGAGAACAACUGAAGCCACGCUUGCUACACGAACCACUUGCACAGACAAUUGCGCUAAUGACGCAUUAUCUGUAUCUAAACGCACUGCUCACCCUUUCGUGGACACUUUUACAUUUUAGUGCAGCCCGAUUGCGAGCCACCCAACAGUUGGAGUUAAAGCGAGAGCUGAUGCGUACAGCCAGAUCUGUUUUGGAGCUGACAAAAUAUAUCGACGUGGCUCCUUCUACGCCCAUCUGGAUCCUAGGUGUGAUGCCACUCUCAUGUCUCCUAAUUCUAUUCGACUUGGUGGUCCACAACCCCGAACAUCCCGAAACCGGGAUAAGCCUUGCACUCCUCGAUAUUGCCGGUGGACACUUCAGUCGAUUAGAAUUCGCAAGCAAGGGAACUCUGCCCGGCUCAUUAAUCGCGGAAUUUGCGCAUCUGGCGCGACAGUACGUGACCGAGAAACGACAGAUUAAAAAUACACACAAAAUUCCAGACCCGAGAACCAAUGAGCCGGCUCGAAGCGAGCAACCUGAAGCGGUUCCAGAGGCGACGGAAGCUGCGCAACCUGCUGUCAUCUUUCCCAGUGCCGAGACGGAGAAUUAUAGCCAAAUGGCUAUUUCGCUUCCAACCCUGCCUCAAGAGCCACUGGUGUCCGGUGCUAGUACUACACCACUGUGGACCCCAGCUGCCCUUCAGGAAGCCGAUGAGCUAUUUCUCCCUCUGAUUGAUGAUCCGAGCUACCAUAUAGAUGGGCUGCAACUGCUUGGAAUUGACUUGAAGGAUCUGUUCGACCACCCAUAUCCACUUACAGAUGGUGUGGGUCUAUAA